Molecule: messenger RNA, 483 nt
Organism: Fonsecaea pedrosoi CBS 271.37
Lineage: Eukaryota; Fungi; Ascomycota; Eurotiomycetes; Chaetothyriales; Herpotrichiellaceae
Exons: 2
Coding region: 1-483 (160 amino acids)
Source: RefSeq, a predicted model, not a curated record
AUGCCCCUUAUCAAGCCUUCUGCUGUCCUCCUUUCCCUUGUCUGCGCAGCCUCGUCAAUUUUGGGUAUUUUUUCCGCGAAUCCAAUCGUGGGCGGCCCCAGCGCCGAACCUGCCUCAUACACGCUCGAAGCGGUCCAUCAGUUCCUUAAUUUCAUAUGGCUUGAGAAUCUUUCAAUCCCCUCUACCGGUGAAAUCGUCGCGACUGAUAUUUCCAACGGCGUCAUCUACCUCGUCUACCCAGCGGAGAAUCCUACCCCUGCCUCAGCCAUCGCGCAACUUCCUCCUGGCACCUGCUUGACUGGCAUCGCGGAGCUCCGUCCCGAUGUUUUCUACGUCCAGUCCGUCGACGGCUUUGUGUACAAUUUCACUUUUACACCGGGUUCCGCGACGCUGUGGGAGGUCGAUCUACGCGAUUCAGCUCGUGGUGCCGUCGUGACCAAAGUUCUGAGCAUGCCCGAGAACAAGGUCCCGAACGGCCUGUGA